UGCGAGUGACAGUCACUGGUCUCCGUCCCGCUAGCUGCGGCAGCCGAGAUGGGUGCCUUCACCAUCGUUGCCGCCCAAUUCCUGCUCUUUUCCAUGCUGACUGCACGUUCGCUGGGAAACGCAGACGACGAACUGAAACUACAAGCCCACCUAAGCCCCUGCGAGCUCAUCAAGUACCACGGCUACCCCUGCGAGCUCAGCUACGCGACGACAGAUGACGGGUACGUGAUCGAGGUGGACCACAUCCCUCACGGUCGCCAGGGUAGCCCUUCCGCCGCCGGCAACCAAAGGACGCCUGGCUACCCGGUCCUCUUGCUGCCCGUCUUCACAAGCGCUUCAGAGAUGUGGUUCCUGAACUACCCUUCGCAAAGUCCCGGCUUCCUGCUCGUUGACCGGGGCUUUGAUGUGUGGUCCAUGAACUCGAGGGAAGCGAAGUUGCACUCGAACCACACGACCCUCUCUCAAAAUGAUCACAAGUACUGGCGGUGGAGCUUCGACGAGAUCGGCCGCUACGACAUGGCGGCGUGCGUCGACCACGUUCUCGAGGCCACCGGCGCCCCUAAGCUCACGCUGAUGGGACUGUCCCAGGGUGUGGUCACAACCCUGGUCUUGCUGUCUACGCGCCCGGAGUACAACGAGAAGGUAGACCUCGUCAUCGGAUAUGGUCCCGUGGCCAACAUCACACACUCGGGGUCACCUGUAUCUGUGGCAAUGCCAAUAAUUUCACCUCUGCUUUUGGCAUUUGACCCAUUGUCCAAAGGAGCUUACCUGGGAUCAAAGAUUAUCUCCAAAAUGUGUAAGAUCGUCACCGGCCGUUUGUGCCCUGCUUUGAUGAAGCUAACACACAUGAGCAGCACGCUUCAGCUUAACAAGACGCGGGUACCAGUGUAUGUCGGACACUGGCCCGGAGGUACGUCAAUACAAAACAUGCGCCACUACCAUCAGGUGUACAAGGCGAAAAACUUCAUCAUGUACAACCACGGAAUACUGGAAAAUCGCCGGCGAUAUGGCCAGAUGACGCCACCAGCCUACCCCCUUGAACGAAUCACGACCCCUAUUGCUCUAUUCUCAUCGGAAGGAGACCUGGUGGCUGACACCCGUGACGUGGCAGACUUGGUGGCGAGGCUCGGGUCGAGCGUGAUCUUCCACCGCAUCGUUCCUCAGAGAACGUUUGGGCACGCGGACUUCGUCGCGGGAUACAAUGCGAACGAAUUCUUGCACGAUAUUGCAUUCGAUCUCAUCCGACAGCACGCUACGCAGCGGUCGUGA
Messenger RNA from Dermacentor silvarum, 1269 nucleotides. RefSeq names its product tear acid lipase-like protein. Lineage: Eukaryota; Metazoa; Arthropoda; Arachnida; Ixodida; Ixodidae. The transcript is spliced from 9 exons. Gene Ontology annotation, biological process: lipid metabolic process. The record is from RefSeq and is a predicted model, not a curated record. Gene Ontology annotation, molecular function: hydrolase activity, acting on ester bonds. The coding region runs from base 49 to 1269 and encodes 406 amino acids.